Messenger RNA from Paramacrobiotus metropolitanus, 5306 nucleotides. Its product is annotated as protein MON2 homolog. The record is from RefSeq and is a predicted model, not a curated record. Lineage: Eukaryota; Metazoa; Tardigrada; Eutardigrada; Parachela; Macrobiotidae.
GUUGUUUUAUGUCGCAUCAUUUUUGUUAGGUACUCAAACAUUAUUUGUUAGGUACAUUUUUGUUAGGUAUUCAAACCAAAAAAGUAUCUAUAUCAUCAUCCGUUCGCGAUUUUAACAGGAAUAGUGCAUACUUUGACCAAGACGCUUCGGAGUGUCAGAAAUAACUGAUCACCGCGUGGGAAGACCCAGACGCAGCAAUGGCUGCAGCGACGCUCGACCAGUCCGACAACAAGUUUGUGGAAGCAUUUCUGGGGGAUUUGCGCAACAUCUCUAACGAAGCAAGGAAGAAGCACACGGCUGUCAAAGAGGCUGCGGAAACAGCAAUAAUUAGACUGCGAAACCUGAGCCAAAACGGAAAAGAUGUUCGCGAACGCAUUGUCAAUCACUGUCUGGAUUUGCUGCAGCCGAUCUUAUUGAGUGCGGAGAGCGGAAACCCCAAGCUGGUCAUUUUGGCGCUGGAAGCACUGCAGCGACUCUUUGCCUUCGAAACAAUCGCCGAUGCCUCCUUGCCCGUCGUAAUGAGUCUGUUGUGGACGUUAAUGGAGAAUCACACGGAAGAGCUGAAACUGAUUCAGACUAUCACCCGCAUUCUGACGUCCAGCAAUGUUCUGCACGCGGAAUAUCUUGCUAAGUGCUUGGUUAUUUGCCUGCGGAUGCACUUCAGCAAGGACCCUGUAGUAAGCAAUACAGCUGGUGCGGCCAUCCGGCAACUGGUGCCUCUCCUGUUCGAAAAAGCUCUCGAUGAGAGCAAGCUAUCAUCGCAAAGCAACGGAAGCUCUGGUGAUUCAUUGCGGAUGCCCAGCGAUAGUGUAUCGAUCAAAUCUGUAGCCAGUACCACCUCGACGCGCAGUGUGCCGGCGUCAUUGUAUAUCUGUGGAUCAGAUGCGUACUCACUUUUGCAGGAUUUGUGCCAAGUUAUGAAUGGCGACCAGCCGACAUGGCUCGUGGGGAUGACGGAAAUGACGCGCGUUCUGGCCCUGGAAUUGAUUGAGAGCGUUCUGCUCUCGUACCGUCCAUUGUUUGAUCUUAAAGAGUUUUCCUUUCUUCUUAAAGAGCGCCUGUGUCCAUUGCUUUUCAAAUUGAUUUCGCCAUGUGUUCGGCAUGCCCGGUCGGUUGCAUCGACUCCUGGCAGUACCCCUUCAACCAGUUUGGCGUCCAUUGCGGAAAAGCCCUCCUUUCCAGUGACCGUGCAUCUGGUCCGGAUUACUUAUGUUUUGCUCACUUGCUACUGCGAUAUCUUGCGGACCGAAUCCGAAAUCUUUUAUUCAUUGUUGAUCAAAUUUAUCGAUGCUGAUAAGGUGCACUGGACCAAAUUGUUGGCACUGGAAGUUUUUUAUAAAUUAUUGGCUGACCCGAGAAUGGUUAUAUUAAUCAGCCAGACAUACUCAACAAAAGCCGCCUCCGAAGGGGUGUUUUGUGAUAUGAUCAAUACGCUGAACAAUUACAUUUUAACGGUUUUCGUUAAGCCGACAUCUGCUGUUUCCUCCCCAACAACGCCGCCAUCCACUCCGCAAGCAGUUUCUGCUUCCGCAGUUCAGGCUACCUUUACAUAUAAAGAUGUCAACGUUCAAAUUAUUCCAAUUGGGAAGCCAGUACUUCUUGAUUCGCGGGAUGCCGAUCCGCCGCCGUCUACGGACAAUUACGGAAUGUCGUUGGCUUUUUCUGCAAUCUGUUUCGUUUCUCGAACAGUUCAGGACAUUAUGGAUAAGACUAAGGGAAGCAAAGAAAAUCGAGGGAUGAAAGCCGCUUUGCAUACAUUGGUCCAGAAUUCCUGGUGUGGAGUUUUGUCAUCGGUUUCUACCCUUUUGGAAGCCAGCAAUGAUGAGUCGGUUACGGAUAGUUUAUUGCACAUUUGUAAAGUGUACAUACAAGCGGCUGGACUGGUGAAUAUUGAACUGGUUCGGGAAGCCUUCAUUACGGCGCUGUGCAAAGCAGCCUUUCCCAUCAACUACACCAUUAACAUACUCAAGGCAGCAUCAUCGCGAUUAGCUCCGUUUCGCGCAGAUACGUCGGUAAAGCUGGAGGGAGUUGCGGAUGCAAAAAACCGCAACCAGAUCGUAGCGGUUGGGACACCAUUAUCCUCUUCGUUUCCGGGAGCCGUCAUGCUCACCGCAAAAAAUAUAACAUGUUUAAAUACACUGUUGGAAAUCACAAUUCUCCUGGGUGAUUUUCUGGAUGGAUCGUGGAUUUUAGUGCUGGCUUCUCUGCAGCAUUUGGCCUGGAUAUUAGGUAUCAACCAGUUCAUCCCGGGAAUGAGUAAUGGUUUAUCGAAGCACAAGCAGCGACCAACCGAAAGCACCAUGAACACUAUCGUUACCACCGUUCUGAUGUCUGACCUACCGGAGUUGACCAAGAAGUUUGACGAGGUGUUCAAAAAUACAAAACAAUUGUCGGAUGGAUCGUUAGACCAUGUUGUGCAAGCACUAUGUAAAUUAUCACUGGAUGCCAUUGAAACGGCAGCACACAGCAGGGAGCCUUCGUUAUUUGCCAUCGCGAAAUUGGUGGAUGUCAGCUUGGUAAAUAUGUUCCGUAUUGAAGCUUGGUGGGCACCUGUGACCUCCAACUUGGCUGAGGUUUCGGCCAAUUCAAAUCAAGUCUUGCGAGAGUGGAGUACGGAUGCGUUAACUAUACUGGUUAAGGAAGGCCUCACAUAUGACUUCCAGCCCCCGUUGUCUUUAAAUAUGGCUUUGCAAGAAAAGCUCAUUCGUCCCCUUUUGGACCUUUCGAAAGUGGUUUGGUCAGACGUGAGAUUAAAACAGUAUAACUGCCUAAACCACGUCAUUCUGAGUUCAUCAGAAAAGAUAUCCAAUUGUUGGAGACCCAUUGUCGAAGUGAUAGGAGCUGUCAACGGUGUUGGCGAUGAAGCACUGGUACGAGCAAGCUUUAAAUGCGUCCAGGCCGUGGUAUCUGACCACCUGCGGAAUAUCUCUUUUGACUGCAUCGAGCAGUGCGCUGAUGCUGCAGCAAAAUUUGGCACACAAACCGUGGAUCUGAACGUUAGCUUAACCGCUAUCGGCGUUCUGUGGAACAUUGCCGAUUACAUCUAUCAAAAUCGCACAGGAUUCAACAUUGGACAAGAGCGUCUAUUAAAUUUUAUGCUGAAUCUGUACAAGCAACUUUCGCAGCUUUGUCUGGACGUGCGACCGGAAGUCAGGAAGAGUGCUGCUCAGACACUGUUCCUGGCGAUAGCGUCGCACGGUGCCGGAUUGGAUCUCAGUUCGUGGCAACGCUUAAUUGUUGAUGCUUGCUAUACAUUGCUGAAAUGCUUGGAAAAUUAUUAUUUGACGGCUUCGGAGACUAAACUGGAUGACAAAGAUGACAAGGUUAUUAUUCAUCAUUCCCGGGAUACGGCCAAAAAACAGUGGGCUGAGACGUGGGCGAUGGUUUUGCCGAGUGUUACGAAAACUGUGUUGUUGAAUUUGCCAGUUGUACUUCGAUUAAAGCAGCCUCAACAGGUCUGGCAGGGGCUGCUAUUCCACAUACAACGUGCCGGUAUGCCGGGAAUGGAGGAAGUCGCGAUGGCCUCCUUUCGCUGUAUUGAUGAAACUCUCGUUGGAGAAAUUCGCGCGGAAAGUGCGCAACCAGACUCCUCGUUACCAAAGACAACAGCUACGGAAAAUCUUAUUAGUAUCCCGAUGUGGGAGGAUGUUUGGAAAACAUAUCACGCCAUCGGUAUGGAGAUGAUUGGGCAGAUGAAACGAACAACGAAUACAGAUUUGUUGCCUUCGCAAAAACUGCUGACAUUCUACACGGGUCGUUUUCGGAGGCUGUGCGCUCGGUUGACGGUAGCACUAACCGUGGAUAUGCUCAGAAAAUUACAAGAUAUAUAUCCCCAAAUAAUGCUACCGGUGCUGCACAAAAACGCUUCCAAGGUUCUUCCAUGCAAAGCUGAAAUAACCCCCCUUCAAGAAUGCGUCAUGCAAAAUGCAGAGUGCCUUCAGAUGGAAAUUGUUAAAGCGAAAUCUCCUACACCGCAUCUAAUAGCGGAAUUAUUCAAUUUGUGGCUGAAGUAUACCCGAUUCUCCAGUUCUGUCCCGGUAAUAGCGCGGGCUCUGUCUAUGGAGCCGGAUUAUCUAGUUCGCUGGUGGGCAGCUACUUUUUCUUUAUUUUCCGAAACUGCCAUGCACAAAACAGUUGAGUUAUACCAAGAGACAUUUACAUGGAAAUUGGUCAUCGAGUCUGAAAUCCUGGGAACAAUAAUUCAGGCUCUGCAACAGCCCUUGCGAUUGCAUGAAACCGAUGCUCACCAAACGGCUUGGAGAGUUGCCAUGCAGUCCAUCGUAAAGGUGGUGCGGAUGACCCUUCCGACAGUUACUGCACAGACCAAGGACAGCUAUAAAAACAUGUGGGCUCAACUUGUCAAGGCACUGGACAGCUUUUUGUACGGACCAAAAGCCAUGGCACAGACCUCAUGGGGAAUGGAUGAAAUCGAUUUAGAGGUUGUGACCUUUGUUCGUGUGGAUAUCCUCCCUUACGUUGCCUUGAUACCAGCGGACGAUCUGAAAAAUCUCUUGAGCAUUUUGCACAAAGGCUCAUUACAUCGUGAUGUGACGGAAAACAACUUUGCGAUUCCCGUAAACGCCGAGAACUAUGCCAGUCUCUGCUUCGAAGCGCUGCUGGACUUCCAGCUUAUACAUUUCCCCAAUGCUAAGGGCAUCGAGGGUAUUAACGUGCCGGCCGUGCUGCUUCGCUGUGAGAAAUUGCUGGCUUCGCUGUCGCUGAAGUCCAGUGAACAGGCAGUUCUCAAAGGAAAGAACGCUCUGCGCUGCAUCCGCAGUGUUUUGAGCAUCAUCAAGCAGACGCCGGUGGCCAAUGUUGAUCGGCAAGUGUGGCAUGAUGCUAUUAGUUUGUACCCGAAGCUGGUCAGUCUCGUUCCCGUUAUCGUCAUGGAUCCGCAGCAGCAGCAGUCCGGUGGUCAAGAAGUGCAGCGAUUUGAUAAUUUAUUGUCUGCAGCGCUCCUGCAGUACGCCGAAUUAAUUCAACCCCCGUUCAAACUGUGAACGCAAAAUCUGCCCGGAAGUAUAUCUUGCUGAGAAUGGUCGUUUUUGUAUUGGUGCAUGGGAUGCCCAAAACUCAACAUUCCACAAUAACUGUACUGCUGUGCUUGUUUUUGUUUUUACCUCCAUAAUCCGGUCUUUUAUGCAGAUCUUUCUGGUUUCUAUUUUUAUAAAUGACGGCAGCAGUUUCUUCUUCGAGAGAUUAAUUAACGAAACGAAAGGGUUGUGUUGUAGUUUUUUUUGACGUGGGGAUUCUGUGGGAAACCACGCGUGAAACUUGGUGUAUGUAUAAAAACCUCUGCAAAACUG